AUGGACCGUUUUCAAGCGGUUCUGAUAGAGAAAGCCCGCACGGCGAAAGUCAGAGAGUUAGAAGAAGAAUUCGCUGCCGAGGUAAACGAAUCGGGAAACAUAGAAGACUCAUCACAGAACACCGCACAAGCACAAGGAUCCCACCGGCACAAUCUUUUACGCGCACGUCGCGAGGCACAACUUGCAAAUCUUAUUGUUCAAAAGCCGCCAUAUCAAUAUCCCUGCACGCUGCAAAGAAUCAACAAACUAGCGAGAGAUAGCUUUGACAGAAAACUCAGUUCGAAGACGAUUGAAGAGGGGUGUCCCUUCCUGGUAAAAAUCCCUUCCUGAUGGCGGCGUUUUGCUGUGUCCAAGCGUCACCGAACUGCGGAGGAUUUCGACAAGGUCAGUCAUAAAUACAGAAGCACUCUGGCUGAUACACGACAGGAGCUUGGACACGCCAAACAUGUUAAAGAGCACUUGCAAAGCUUUCUCGACGCGACACUCGUCGGCGAGCAGUGGAAGGGCACGCUCAGGAGCAACGAUGUCCAUCUUUGGACCAAACAUGAAUGCUUACAGGCGCAACUCAACACUAAGCUCAGCGAAGUUCGUCUCAAGCUCAAAAACCUUCCACUUCAAAAAAUGAUUGUCGAAAAGCCAAAACGUUCAAGGGACCGGAACAAAAGCUCGCGGCUAUCAGACAGAAUCGUGGGACGAAACGCAAAAUCAUCACCACCAGAAGCACUGGAUCCGCUGAGAUUCUGCCAGGAGAAGAUUCUUAGGUUCUUUGACGAAGAAGAUACCGUUUCGAUGUUUUAUCGAGAUACUCAGUCGCUGGCAGAGAGCUCACCUAGGAGAAUUUCAAUGGCGAAAGAUGAUUUCUUACCGUUUUUACGGACGCUACUGAGACGUUAUGACAUCGAAAUGCCCGAGCAAUUGCGCACAGCUGCAGACGAACUAGAGCUCUUCACCUCAACUCAUCAAAAGUUCCGAAAAAUCCAUCAAGAACAAAACGAACAAUUUGUCUUUCUAAAUAUUGCCGAUCCGAGUUAUAACAAGCCAGUUCUCAAGCAAACUGACUGGCCGACUUCACUCAACGAUGUUCUUCCCUCACAAAUGGCGACAGUUAGAAGUUUUGCUUUGCUGAUUGAGAAAGAUGUGAUCAACAGGAAUAUUGAAGCCUUGUCAGAGUUUGCGAAAAUUCGAGAUCCAGCAAAAGUGACCAGUUGGUAUAAGAAGUGCAUAGAAGAUAUAACUUUCGCAGCUAAACAGUCUCAAGUGUCUUUGAAUGGCGAUGGCCCCUGCACUCCAAGAAAACAAAGCAUACCAAAAGACGUAUCCGAGAGGCGGAAAAAAGAAGAUCUCAAUAAAAAGUGGUUAAAAACACUCAACGCCUGUCUAGAGCCAGAAAAGACCGUGCAAGACAAUCCGAACUACACGGGCGAUGGUGCUUACGACUUCAUUAGGAGCUACCAAAUGCUUGGACUCUCCGAUGGAACAGAUGCGGAAAUGAAGAUUAAAUCGUCACAGAAAGAUGCGAGUAUUGGUUCAGGCGCAUAUUUGAGCUUCUUACAUUUACGAUUCCUCGAGCUUCGUCGAUUCAGAUAUCUUUCUUUGUGUCACUUCAAUUACAUAAUUUCAACCCAGCGAACCUGUAAGAAAUUAAUCGAGGCACUGCAAAGUAUAGAAGUCGACAAAUUGGACCAAGUGAAAUGCUUCAUGGAUUUUUACGAUAGGGAAGAAAUCUACGGAAGUACAGUUAUGUCCGUCAAGGAUUACAACGGACAUCCGCACCAUAUAAUUGCAUUAUCAUCUAACUACACUCUGAAAAACUCGGUAAACGUUGACUACGAUGCACUUCUUCACGACAUUUGGGCUGGAACAGGCGAAAUUCUAGCCGCAAAAGGCGAAAUUUGCGAAAUUCUCCUUGACGCAGUUUUCAACGCGACGAGCCUAAAAGAUUUGGAGAACCUAUCCCAGCAUAUCAAUCAUUUACUCACUGCGGACUUCUUUCACGACCUCGGCCAUCCACAUUCCAAAAUUCACAUGCUUCAACAUUUGCGCGUUCUACACCGGAAACUCACACUUUUGCGGAAACAGAGAACAGCUACAGUUCAAGAGCUGAGGAAUAUCAAUCAACUUUUUAACUCAGAAAACGACUUGGGUCCAAAAAUGGCGCUCAUCCCUUCUUUCGACACUUCGUCACUUGAUCGUCUUCAACUAUUCGAAAUCAACCCGAUGAUUCCAAAGAUAUUCGAAAUACUUCACGACAUUGAGAAUGCCGCCGAGAUCGAAUUCAACACGAGCUCUGGUGAGUCGACUGUGAUGCAAUCGAGCCAGACGCUUGUGAACAUUUACGAUGCAGCGAUAGCAUGUUACAAUGUCGUACCGAAGCGCGAGGACCAGAUGAACUACGCUAUGUCGAUCCAAAAAGAUCUUCUUUCCUUCAAAUUCUCUCCAGAAGCACUCGUCAAAGCUGCAUCAGAAAACGAAAACCUAAAAACUCCCGAUUUGAUCAAUCUUCACAAGGCAACUUUUAGUCUUCUGCACCUCAGAAACCUGGCGAAUGAAACCUUUUACCUGAAUAAUAACUACAUAGGAAUCGCCGAAACUCUUGGAUUCUCCAAAUCGCAUCUGUUUCUUCGUCUCGCGCAGCCAUCUUUAGGAUCUGGUCAAGAUAGACCGGAGGUUUUGCGAGGGGUUCGAUCUGUUCCGCCAGAUGAGCGUGCGAUGGACCGAUUCAGACCAGGCUCGUUUUCCCUCGCAGCUCAGGAUUUUGACGAUACAUUGACAAAAGGACUCACUUUCUCAAGUCUUCAGCAACUUCUUCAUAUCGCUCAGGAAGACAAGCUACUGAACAAAUUAGAAGUCACAGUGAAAAUCCAACACCGGCACAAUCAGCUUUUACAGCUUUGCUGCCAAGCCUGCGAAAUCAUGGCUACAUGGGAAGGGCCAACAAUCUUCAGCGACACACGAGAAAACGGCGAAAAACUGCCAGGCCCGGAAGGUACUGUCUCGAUGAUGGACAGCGGGACCGUCACCACGGCCACGACCGCACUUGGAGAUGGAAUGGGAAAAGCUAAACAUGCGUUUGCAGAUUCCUUUCUUUCGAUCCAGUGGGAGAGACAAUGGGUUCGAUCAAAGUACAAUGAGGCAUUUUCAAAUGCUUCAGGAUCGCAAGAAAAAGUUAGACAGGAAGCGUUGAAAGUUCUUCUCAAAGUUCUUGACGAUGUCAUCGACGAAAUCGGGUACCGGGUGACAAUUAUCAAAGAAACGAAUCGAUUGCUCUGGUUAAUUCGAAACCAAUGGGAAGGAGACUACCACUCUAGUCAUUUUACGAUGGGGACAAGUCUAAAGGAUGAUCCUGAGCAGGUCGAUGUUAUGACGGUCAACGGACCAAAUGAUCUUUGGAAACUUUCUCACUACAGUACCAUCUUAAAUGCUGGACGAAAACUGAAACCAGACGAGCUUCUUGUUGGACUGGAGAUAUGGUCAACAAAAAUCAGCAGUUUGGCAGACAUAGUCGGACUUUGGAUAGGCCAAUCUCGAUUAGGCCAAUUCGGAGUUGGCGAAAAAGGAGCAUGGGGCGGAGCGGAAGGCAUUCAUCAAAACCUCCUAGAGCUCAGACGACAUCUUGACAGAAUCGAAGACCCACAGCAGUCUAAAAAAGUAUUGGUACUAUCUCGGCAGCAAUUCCUCUUGGAAAAUGAACUUUCGAUUGAAUUUCUGAGGGAGCGCUUCGUGAAGAGAGGAUUGAUGAGACGCGGACUGGACUUGAUGAAUUCGUUUGAGAAAGCAUUUAAAAUGGUUCGAUAUCCAACGGAAAAUAACUUCGUCCAGCCCUGGAAGUAUUUUGAAACAUGUCUCGGACAAAUAAUUGCGCCCUUGGAAAGAACUGAUGUCCACAAUGCUCAUGCAGAGACUUUAUCUGUCUCAGUUCUCGUUGAAGAUGCAAUAAUCGACUGCGAGAGUACUAUUGGCAUCCGACGACAAAAUGCAGAAAGAGGCGUUGCUAAAUUUUUCAAACUAAUAGGGAAAGUACCGGUCAGCAUCACCAAGUCCAAACCUUCCCUGGCCCAAGCGCUGAGCGCAUUUGAGACGCACGAUGGAUCAAUCACGGACCGACUCCGGGCGAAGGACAAACUGGCGAUUUUUCAACCUGAUGAGGCUCUUGAAUUCACAGUAUCAUUUCUGACGACAUACAUGCGUUUGAUCCCCCUCAAAGCUCGUUGGGGCGCAAGGAAGCUCAAAGUCGGCAGCAUUUAUCAAAAUCCUCAAGUUCUUCAAGAGUUUGAACGCGUUUUCCGAAAUGAGAUUCUGAUGCCACUCGUGCGAAAACUCGGCGAAACGCAAAACGUGACCAUAAGGGCACCCAAGGCACCUGUUGUUAUAGAUGACAUAGGACAGAUUUACAAGCUCUUGCAUCGAGUAUCGAGACUGGAGAUCAUGGUCUGCGAGAUUUCGAAACUCAUGGAAUUGGAAUACCAAGAAGCAAUACAACAACAACGAGCAUUUCUUAAGCAAGAGAAGAAAUCUGCGCAAGAGGGAGCAAAGAUAAAACCUGUGUUCUGGUUUUGGCUUGAUGAUCUUCUUCAGGAACAUGGCUUAUCAAAAGCUUCCAAAGAAACAAUCCUCCGGCAGAUUGAAAGAGAAUGGGGACGCGUUGAGAAGCAGUUUGACAAUGAUUUUCAACAAGGAAUAAAAGACAUUCGCGGCUCAGAUGUUGAUGAAAUCUCUUACUUUCCCGAUGACAAUCCAAAGUUUAAAAUGCUCAAGCUACACCAAGACCAAGCCAAUACGAUUCACAGACUCCAGCAAGAAAAUGCCUCGCUCAAAUCAGAAUUGAACGACGUCCGAGAAGAUGAACGAGCGAAAGCGAAAGAGCACUUUCGACCGCUUGUUACUGCUCAGUAUCAAGCUAUGCUGCAAAUGGCCGCGAGAUUGAAUUUUUACCAAAACUCGAUCCAUAAUCAACUGAUGUCUCUUGUUCAAGGCGUAAAAGAAAACACAUUCAGUCAAAUCGCCAACAACGAAACGAGACCGAUUGCCCCUGCUCCAAAGUCAUACGCUGCAUGGAACGUCUUGAAGCAAGUGCGACUUAGAAAACAAGCAGCAGCUUCAGAAGCAAAAGCUGACGAAAUUGAGAAAUCAUCCGCAGCAAAGAUCGAAACACUCAGGACUUCUUUUCAAAAACUGCGAGGGGAUAGCUUGGAUGUGAUUUCAAGUCUGCAAGGGCAGGUUUUAGCGCAGAAUCGAGUCAUCACAAAGCUCAGGGAAGAAAUUCCCCAGAAAUCAUCAGUCGAAGAUCUUAUAAGGCCAUCAACAACGACGACAAUCAGCCGAAGCAGCAUCAGUUCGAAGAGGAGAGAUCGAGUCGACAGUGUCAAAAAUGAGCUUAUAGCUGAGUAUGAGAAGCAGAUCAUAGAAAAAGAUGAAAGAAUUGAGAGAUUGGAGAAAGAAAUAAGAGAGCUGAAAUUCGCGACAAGCCAACUUCAAGACGAAAAAACAACGGCGUUGAAACAAACAAGCCGUAUGCUAGAAGUAGAAAGGGAGCUGAAACUUGAAGCAUAUGAAAAUGUUAAACGACUCUACUCUCAAGUCGAGCAGUUAGAAGAAAAUGCUCCAUUAGUAAAUGAAAGUUCAUAUCGUCAAAAUAGAAAUUCAACAGCAUGGAAUCAACGGCAGAGACAAUCGUCUCAGUUUACUACUAUCGACUAUUCCGCGCUAAGGAAAACUGUUUUUGAAAGAAGAACCACACCGAAUCAGAUACCGAAACAAUGGUCUCCUUAUUCCGCUUCGGUCCCUACUGAGAAUGAAGAAGAGGUGAAAGAAGAUCAAAAUUCGAAAAGAAAGACGGUUAUAAAAAAGAACCCAAGAGUCUCCGUGAGGCCACAAUCAGCUGUUACUGCAUCUCAGCGUGCAUCCAAGUUCGAGCCUGGGUCUCGUAGACGUCCAGCUUCUGCCUCAAUGAAUUCAUCUUCGAGCCUGCUACAGAACUCCAUCUCUUUAUCUAUCACAGGCAUCGAGAAAAAGCCUUCAAGACAACGCGCCAGUACCGUCAAGAACUCAUCUACGAUAAUGAAAGAGAUAGAGGACGAACUAGCAAGUAUGAAUUACGAAGACGACUAA
Oikopleura dioica is the source of this 6108-nucleotide messenger RNA. NCBI's taxonomy places the organism in Eukaryota, Metazoa, Chordata, Appendicularia, Copelata, Oikopleuridae. The record is from the annotation of a GenBank genome assembly.